This is a messenger RNA of Dichotomopilus funicola, 1872 nucleotides long. RefSeq lists its product as uncharacterized. Bases 1 to 1872 code for a protein of 623 amino acids. Lineage: Eukaryota; Fungi; Ascomycota; Sordariomycetes; Sordariales; Chaetomiaceae. The record is from RefSeq and is a predicted model, not a curated record. The transcript has a single exon.
AUGGAAAUUGAAACGGCACAUCCAAAUGGCGCCCCGCGGCCCCUGCCUGGCAUUCUGCAACUCACGUCCGAAACUAGGCACCGCAUAUAUCUGUACCUCGGCGUAGCCCAGAGGCGCAUAUAUGGCAAGGCAGCGCCCAUCAUCUACGACCUUGGAGACCCUUCCCGCUUCAAGAUCGUCAACUCAGAGUCCCAGUUCGAUGAUGGCCCUGCUUCGUUCCACAGCUUGCUGCUCUCUUGCCGAACCAUCUCCUCGGAGGUAUCGGCAUUUCUCUACUCCGCCAACUGGUUCGUCAUCCACUACCAAGCCCGGAAGUCCCUCGUCGCUCUCCGAGCCCUUACGCCGAACGCGCUAGCAUCCCUGGCCAACCUUAAGAUUGUCCUGAACCAAGGGUCCUGCCAUAGACGAGAGCCCGGGACAAUGGGCUUCGAGGAGUGCUGUGGUAGGAUCUGGGCGUAUAAGCAACCGCUGAACGGAAGCCCGAGAUUGCUUUAUGGUUGUGGUGCAGAUCAUGGAGACGCCCACGACUAUCCGUUGACGGCAGCAAGUCCACCCACAGAAGACGUCAUCGAAGACUGGCUGAAGACGGCGGCCUAUUUGGCAUCAUAUAUUACCCCCGGACAGCUCGAGCUAUCACUGGUUUGCGAUGUCGGACGUGGGGACGUCGAGAUAGCCAGGCGCAUACUCGACGGUUUCCGAUUACUCCCAAGGCUUAAAGACUGCCACAUCCGACUAUGCGAGACACGUCACCCCCAGCUUCAGCAGCUCGCCCAAGAGGCUGCUCGCCACGCCCGUGGCAUCGACUCAUCAAAACUAGUAGGGCGGUCACCAUCAUCGUCAUCAUCAUCAUCUCUCGGUCCGAGUCUCCUAAGCCUCCCGCCCGAAAUCCGGCUUCGCAUUCUCCAAUACACCGACCUCAUCACCCCCAGCAAGGAAGUCAUGUGGAAGAAGUCGUCGUCAGUCGUCAGUUACUAUAUCCAGCGACCACCAUGCUACGAAGAAUGGGGCCCUAGCUACUGCCCACCACACUGUAACCAAGGAUGCCGGUUCAGCCACUGCUGGCGCACCAUUUUCCCACAACCUUCCAUCGGCUGUUUUUGCAGCGCUCGCCAUACAGCGGCUUCGUCGCGAUGCAAAUGCUGGGCCCCGCCCACACCUUUGUUCCUCGUUUGUCGAACACUCUACGCGGAGGCGAACAUGGUCUUUUACCGCGGGAACCGCUUCAUUGUCAUCGACGCCCCAGGAACCGGCUCGUUUCAGGGCCGACCCCCAGGUGAUUACCCGCACAAAUCGUUCGCAGCCAGCCAUUUCUUGAAAAAGGUCAUUCCACCGCAUUGCUUGACGCAUCUCCGCUUUCUAGAAGUCGUCUUCUCCGUUCUCACCCACGAGAACCGGCCGCGCGACGACCACCCCGCAUUUCAAGACUGGGAUGAUACAUGGGACUGGGUCAAGGGCAAGCUCAAUCUUCCGACCCUAACGCUCCGUCUUGCUGUAGCGGCUCACCCUGAUCGCGGACGGGGGCCUCCGGAGAGCUGGGAAAUGACACGGGAGCAAGGGAAAAUGGUCUUGGCAACAUACAACCGGAUUAUUCUUCCACUGCAACGGUUGGGUGGUACAAGUGAUGGCGGCGGUGGCCUGGCGCGUUUUUAUGCGAGCCUACCGUGGCCUUUGAAGUGGUCGAGGGAGGCUACGAGGAGGUUGGCAGCUAUGGAUCGUGAUGCUAGAUCGGAGUGGCUGGACUCUAAGGAUCGGGAAAUCAAGAUUAGAGCUGAGAGGUAUGUAAUGGGGGACCGGUAUAACCAUGUCUCUACUACUGGUGCUGAACCGCAAAGGAGUGUUUGGGCAUGGGGAACUUUGGAUCUAUACUUCUAA